This is a messenger RNA of Monodelphis domestica (gray short-tailed opossum), 4786 nucleotides long. RefSeq names its product neural precursor cell expressed, developmentally down-regulated 9 (gene NEDD9). Gene Ontology annotation, molecular function: protein binding. Gene Ontology annotation, biological process: cell migration; cell surface receptor protein tyrosine kinase signaling pathway. The record is from RefSeq and is a predicted model, not a curated record. Lineage: Eukaryota; Metazoa; Chordata; Mammalia; Didelphimorphia; Didelphidae. Gene Ontology annotation, cellular component: cytoplasm; plasma membrane.
GCCUGCCUCAAUCAAAACAAUGAGCUCAGAUACAUUGGAAACUUAGUAGUGCGGAGACCUCGGCUGAUUCAAAUUGACAAACCAGCCUCCAUCCUGGGACUGCUCUCGUUUUGAUUUAACCCAGCACUCCAUGGAGAGGAAGACCCUUGAGCCUUCAAUGCAGUCUCACUAGUUCCGGAAAGCGACUGAAUUUACUGCUGCAGACAUGAAGUAUAAGAAUCUCAUGGCAAGAGCCUUGUAUGACAAUGUUCCUGAGUGUGCAGAAGAGUUGGCAUUCCGCAAAGGAGAUAUCUUGACUGUGAUUGAGCAGAAUACUGGUGGACUGGAAGGAUGGUGGCUCUGCUCAUUACAUGGACGGCAAGGCAUCGUCCCAGGCAACCGCGUGAAGCUUCUGAUUGGCCCACUGCAGGAGAGUUCCUCCAGUCAGGACCAGCCCUCUUCUGGACUAAUGCACCAGAAUUUUGGCCCUCAGAAAGUCUAUCAAGUACCACACUCACAAGCUUCGUCUCGGGACGCUGUCUACCAAGUACCACCAUCCUAUCAGAAUCAGGGAAUCUACCAAGUACCUACAGGUCAUGGUGCUAUCGAGCAAGAUGUAUACCAGGUGCCACCAUCAGUCCAGAGAAGCAUUGGUGGGACCAAUGGCUCCCAUUUAAGUAAAAAGGUGAUAACUCCAGUGAGAACAGGCCAUGGCUAUGUCUAUGAGAUCCCAUCCAAGUACCAGAAGGAUACCUAUGAUAUCCCUCCAUCUCAUCCUAUCCAAGGGGUAUAUGACAUCCCCCCAACAUCACUGAAAGGCCCAGCUUUCUCAGCUCCAAUGGGAGAAAUGAAACCGUCAGGAGUAUAUGAUAUCCCCCCUGUGAAAGGGGUUUAUGCCAUUCCGCCUGCUUCCCGAGAUGAAGUGGGACUUCGAGAAAAGGAGUAUGAUUUCCCCCCUCCCAUGAGGCAACACCUACGGCCAGAAGUCAGACCCGAAGGGGUUUACGACAUUCCCCCCACAAGUACCAAGGCGGUGGGGAAGGACUUUCACCUGAAACACGCCUGCGAUGCUUCGGGAGCUGCUGAGCAGGCAUCCCAGAAGCCCCAAAGCGUUCUGCAAAACCACCAGCACGCGCACCUCAGACAACCCACCGCCUCUCCGAACGAUGCCUAUGACAUCCCCAGAGGAGUUCAGUUCCUGGAGCCGCCAGCGGCGACCCACGAAAGACUGAACGCCGAAGAAAAAGAUGGCGUCUACGACGUCCCGCCACAGAGCGUGCAGGAGGCCAAAGGGUGCCUGGAUGUGACGGACGGCAUGAACCGGCUCUCGUUCUCCAGCACGGGGAGCACCAGGAGCAACAUGUCCACCUCUUCCACGACGUCCAAGGAGUCCUCCUUGUCAGCCUCCCCGUCUCAGGACAAAAGGUUGUUACUGCUGGACCCGGACACAGCCAUCGAGAGGCUUUACCGGCUCCAGCAGGCCUUAGAGACGGUGGUGUCCAACCUCAUGGCUCUGGUCACCACAGACUGGCGGUGCUACGGCUACAUGGAGAGGAACAUCAAUGAGAUCCACGCCGCGGUGGACAAGGUGGAGCCCUCUUUGAGGGAUUACCUCCAUUUUGCCAAGGGAGCCGUGGCCAACGCUUCGGGCCUCCCCGAGCCCACCCUUCACAACAAAAUGAAGCGAGAGCUCCAACGGGUGGAAGACUCCCACCAAAUUCUGACCCAGACCAGCCAGGACUUGAACGGCUGCCACUGGUCCUUGAACAUCCUCGCUGUCAACAAGCCUCAGAGCAAGUGCGACGAUCUUGAUCGGUUUGUGAUGGUGGCAAAGACGGUGCCCGAUGACACCAAGCAGCUCACCACCACCAUUGGCGCCAACGCAGAAACGCUCUUCAGGUCAGCCCCGGGAGGGGUGCGUCUAAAGAACGGGUCUGAGAAUGUGAGCGGCGUGGCGGACUAUCUGCACUCCGGGCCACAGACCCAGCCACUACAUCCUGCUGACCACAAGGCCCAGCCCCACUGCAAGCCCCUGCCCCCGGGCCUAAGCAAGGACCAGCAUCCCGACUACAAUAGCAACGAUGGCUCUGAACGGAGCUGGAUGGAUGACUAUGAUUAUGUUCACCUGCAGGGGAAAGAAGAGUUUGAAAGACAGCAGAAAGAGCUUUUGGAAAAGGAAAACAUCAUCAAACAGAACAAGAUGCAGCUGGAACAUCACCAGAUUAGCCAGUUCCAGCAACUGGAGCAAGAAAUUACCAGACCAGUGGAGAAUGACAUCUCCAAAUGGAAGCCCUCUCAGAACCUCCCAGCUCCCAACAGCAGUGUGGGCGCCCAGGACCGACAGCUGCUUUUCUUCUACUAUGACCAAUGUGACACUCAUUACAUCUCCCUCCUCAACGCCAUCGAUGCCCUCUUCAGUUGUGUCAGCUCGGCGCAGCCUCCGAGGAUUUUCGUGGCACACAGCAAGUUUGUCAUCCUGAGCGCGCACAAGCUGGUGUUCAUCGGAGACACGCUAACGAGGCAGGUGGCCGCCCAGGAGAUCCGGAACAAGGUGAUGAAUUCCAGUAACCAGCUGUGCGAGCAGCUAAAGAACAUUGUGAUGGCCACGAAGAUGGCCGCCCUGCAUUACCCCAGCACGCAGGCGCUGCAAGAAAUGGUGCACCGAGUAACAGACUUGUCCAGAAACGCGCAGCUCUUCAAGCGUUCCUUGCUAGAGAUGGCGACGUUCUGAGGGAAAGGGGGGUGGGGGGGAAUGUGGCCUGCGGGAGCCACAGAAUCAAACUGGAAAUACUGUCUGGUUGAUGUAGAUAUUAUCUAUUUUUGUAGAUAUUUUAUACGAAAUAUUUUAAAUCUGUUUUACGGAUUAGAGAACUUUCAGAAAUUCAGGGAGCUGGAGAGGUCAAAUUGUUUGGUUCUUAUAUAUACAUUUAUGUAUCAAAGAUAUAUAUAUAUAUAUAAACUGUACAUAAACUCGGUCAUGUUCUCAUGUGCCUGUGGCAGCCUGUGUGUAUAGAUAUGUAUGUAACAUUCCAUUGAAAAAACCAUGAAUUAAGAAGCACCUUAUUAUGCCUCCCCAAAGUGCUAAGUAUCUCUUUUUGUCCCAGUGAUUUCUUCCCUUGGGCCAAAGUCUUUGCACGUGACCUAACGUGGUCCUGAUGAGACUGUGCCCUGUGCUAUAGGGACUAUAAUGUACAUUUUCAUUCUAGUGUCUGGGAACCGGACUCUGGUUCCUUCUAAUUAAGAGGACGAUAAUUCUCUCUUCAUGGAACCCUUUCAAAAAUGCUCCUCUUUCCCUAUCCUUAUCCCAAAAUGCACUGGGUCCUCUGAGCAGGCAGAUUUGGUGAACAACAUUUUUAUAAAAUGUGUGUCCAUCCAAGAGCAAUGAUUUAGGGUGCUAGGGAGGAAAAGUGUUUUAAUCAUAGAAGGAGUAAGAAAAGUGUAGUGAGAAGCCAUUUCUGGCCAGGAGUGGGGGUAUUUCUAUACUGAGAGGAAGCCACCACAAAGACAGGCACCUGUUUGCCCCUGGCUGUUUGAUCCCUUGUAUUUGUGAGUCAAUUGUAAGGCUUUCCAAAGGUAUCAUUUAAAUGGAAAAUUGAGAGCCAGACCUAGAGAUGGGAGUUCAAAACUGGCCUUAGACAUUUCCCAGUGGCGUGACCCUGGGCAAGUCACUUGACCCCCAUGGCCUAUGCCUUAUCACUCUUCUGCCUUGGAACAAUACACAGUAUAGAUUCUAAGACCAAAGAUAAGGGUUUUUAAUAAAAUAAUAAUUUGAAAAAUCUCCUCCUUGCAGAAGGAACCCACACUGCAUGUACACUUCAAGCUGUAAAGAAAGAUGACAAUAAAAUUCUUGUUGUGUGCCUUAUGGCAAGGGAGGAAUAUUUGAUACCCAAACUGCAAAGUCACUCGUUGCCUUUCUGGAGCAAAACGAUUUGGGGACAUUAGAUGGUUUCUGGGCUUGAUGGCGAUGAUAGCAGAAGACCUCCCUAACCUCUCCCAGAGCUCACACACCACCACCAACUCAAUGCUAGAACCAGUUUCAGCCUUGGGCCUCCCUCUCUUCCUUCACUAUUCCUGUGCUGGCUAAUCUCCAUCUGACUCCUCCAAUGAGACAAAACACUGAGUCACAGCUUUUAUACCAUAGACUAUGAAGUUUAAAUACUACUGUUACAUCUUUUGGGGAUAGAACACAUGUCACAAGUCUUUACAGAUUCACAGAGAAGCAAGGUGAAGAAAAUGGGGGCAGGCAAGGAUUUUUAUAAGUUAUAAAAUGCUCAUCUUCUAGGAUAUUUCCGUCCAGUGCCUUGUUCACUCUUUUUGUUCUAGCUACAUCAAAACAUGCUCUUGCGUGGCAAUAAUACACUUUAUUGAAUUAAAUUUGCUUGUGUGAGCAAGCAAAAAUGUUGGGAUAGCAAAUGGAAUUAAGAAAGACCAUUCAUGAUCAGAAGGAGAUGGGUGAAUCAUGGAGCUUAUCACAAAAGUACUUUAAAAAAUAGCAUCUAUUGUAAUGUUCACAGUUGUGCUCCAUCAAAAGAAGAGAUGGGGCAUUGCGUGGCCGUUCUACAGACGAGACAGAGCGGCUGGCAUCAUCAACAACUUGAAAAUAUUACAACACGAGUUUAUUCUUGGGGACUUUGUUGCUAUUGACAUGUAUAUUUUUUAGGAAGUAACAGAUUUAUACUAAGCUACGUGGUAAUGUUCCAACUUUUCAAGAGGAAAACCAAUUUGUUAAAUCCUCAUCUGUGUUUUUUGCUAUCUUUUAUGUAGAGACUUUUAAAUCAUUAAAUUUUUUUCAUCUUUUUUAUACCAA